AUGGACGAUCUUCUUCGUCUUUCCCUCUAUAAUACCCACAAACAGGCCAUUACACACCCUGACGGUCGUGUCCGAAUCCCAUGCCCUCCUUGCAAAAACACAAUCAUCACCCCUUCACCUCACCGACCCCAUGUUUUAGCAAGUGAAUGCAUCCUCUUAUGGACCACUCCCCACAGACUCAACUUUCAAAAUGAACUCUUGCAAUUGCUUCCCAAUUCCCUCGUCCUUAAAAUAUUCUUGGUGAUGAUCCAAUCUUUAGAUGAAGACACCUGUAGUAAUUAUGGUGCCAGUCUCUUGCAUUUCAUGCAGUUCUGUGACUCUCACAAUUUUCCUGAAUCUGAAUGCAUGCCUGCUUCAGCAAGCCUUCUUGCAGCCUUUCUUGCCAAUGCAGCAGGUACCAUCUCCAACAGCACGGCCAACAGUUGGAUGGCAGGUCUACAUUACUGGCAUGCCGUAAAUGGUGCUACUUGGUUUGGUACUGAAUCUGAUGUCCUUCAUCACAUUCGACGAGGCAUCACUAAGCUCACUCCUCCCAGUUCCAAAAGAGCUUGUUGCCCUCCAGUCACCCUAGACACCUUAGGCCAACUAGCCCAAGGACUAGACCUCACCAAUUCCUUCAACAUUGCCAUAUUUGCUGUUGCAUGUGUUGCCUUCUGGUCCUGUUGUCAUCUUGGGGAACUACUAAUCCCUAGUCCCAAUGUUUUUGAUUUAAUCAAGCACAUCUCCCACUCUAUCCUACUGAUCUCGGUACACAACUCACACAAUGUAUGUUGCACCACUUUCCAUAUUCCUUGGACAAAAACCACUGGCAUGGAGGGUGCUGAUAUCAGCAUUACUGAAUGCAGCCACUCAACAUGUCCACUUGCAGCCAUUAUCCUUCAUCUCAAGAGCAAUCUUAACAUCCCUGCUCAUGCUCCCCUCUUUUCCUCCGAAACAGCCAAUGGUUCUUGGUCUCCCCUUACAAAACCUUGGUUCCUCUCAUGCUGCAAUGACAUCUGGGUUGUGGCAGGUCACCCAACCAUGCCUGGUCAUGCAUUCUGCAUUGGCAGAGCCACAGAGUUGUUUUUAGAAGGGGUCCAUCCAGACAUAGUUGCCAUGCAGGGCCGUUGGAAAUCACGUGCUUUCCUAGAGUAUUGGUGUCAAAUUGAAUCUAUCUUGCCCCUCUUCAUUUCCACCGCUAUCAACUCCCCUCUUGCAAUCUCACAUCUAGAAUCCACCAUGCUUAAUUUUCAAUGUUCACAUUCUCUACCUAAUACUGCAUUAUCUCACAUAUAG
Molecule: messenger RNA, 1275 nt
Organism: Suillus subaureus
Lineage: Eukaryota; Fungi; Basidiomycota; Agaricomycetes; Boletales; Suillaceae
Exons: 1
Coding region: 1-1275 (424 amino acids)
Biological process (GO): DNA recombination; DNA integration
Molecular function (GO): DNA binding
Source: RefSeq, a predicted model, not a curated record